AUUCUUUGUUUGUUGUGUUGUGCGUAUUGAACAUUUUGAGGUGUCUCCUUUCCAACUUCAAAUACAAACCCAAAAAAUCAAAAGCCUCCAAUUUCUAUUUUUCACCCUUUCCUCCACCGCUAAGGGAUUCAUCCAAUCACCCCCCCCCCCCCCCCCCAUCAUAUAAAGAACCUCUUAAAAAGGGAUUGUAUAAUUUUAAUUUAUUGUAAUAAAGAAAACCUCCAAAUUAUACCCUUUUAUCAAAAAUUCCGAAAAAGAAACACUUCAAUGGCGACUGUCAAUCGUGAAGCAAUUGAGACUUUCAUGAGCAUCACCGGUGCUCCUGAGUCUGUCGCUACACAGAGACUCCAGGAACAUGGUGGUAAUCUCAAUGAAGCUGUUAAUGCACAUUUUACUGAGGCAGAUAGAAAUAUUUUGCAGGAAGCCCCUAGCAUAGGUGCUGCUCCACCAAAUGAUCUCAUGGAUAUAGAUGAUCCACCCAUAAUGCAGACUCGUGGUCCUACAUCUCUAUUAUCUUCUACUAGAGCGUUUGAUCCAUUUUCUAUCCUUGAUCCAGCCUUUAGGGGGAGCCUAUUGAAUAAUAGAAGCUUUUUUGAUACCAGCGCUGAGCUCAUGGAACGUGCCCCAUUUGUGUCUCAACCAAGAGAAUUAAGGGAAAUCCCCAUAGAAGUCAAGGAUGGUGGCAAUUAUAAUGCUGCUUCUUCUGGUAGUGGUCCUAGGAUUGAGGAUGUUACUGAUACUCUUAAUGCAGAGGGAAUACGUGGAACAGUCAUUCUGGAAGAUGAAGAUGACAAUGUUAUUCCGUUGAAUGUAGGAGGUAAUAGGGAUGAUACCAGACCUAGUGCACCUCAAUUUGAUGAUAUGCCAGAUCAUGCAAAUGAUAUAGAGGAAGAAAUGAUCCAGGCUGCCAUUGAAGCUUCCAAAAGAGAUGUUGAACUACAGAAUAUUCAAGGCUUGCACGAGGCUGGCCCACUGCAGGAGCCAUCUCAGCGCGAUGAUACUGAUCUUACAGCAGAGCAGGAAAAAUUGCAAAGAGAGACAAGUAUCAAGGCUGGAGCAUCUGGUUCUGUUUCUGAUGAGCGUUUUGAGGUGGAAGAGCUAGGGAAAUUUGAUGCGCCAAAUCGAAGGCAAGGUGUAGAAUCUUCUCACAAUUUGACUCGUCAAAUAAAAGAAGCUGGGAGUUCAUCCUUCCAAGAGGAAGUCUAUGAAUUGGAUGAGCAACCACUGGUCCGAAAUAGGCCAAGACGUAGGUCUUCUGCUUCAGCUAUGGCUAGCAGAGAAGUAGGAGAGUCUGAAGCUAGUCCUGCUCUGAAUCCUCUACAACCUACUGUUGCUAGCCAGUCACAAACUAAUGGAAAUGCUUUCCCUGAUGAGUGGGGGGGUAUCUCCUCCGAGGAGCACGAUGAAGCAGUCAUGCUGGAGGCUGCCAUGUUUGGUGGACUUCCUGACAGGGGAUUUCGUGUACCAUAUGCUCCGCAUCAGAUGAUGCACCCUGGUUUUGACACAACCUGGAGAAUGCCUCGUCCCCCCUCACCAAGCCUAGUUGCUCAGCGUGCUAUUCGAGACCAGCAGGAUGAUGAAUACCUUGCUGCAUUGCAAGCUGAUAGAGAAAAGGAAUUGAGGGCUAUGGAGGAAGAAAAAGCAGCUAGGAAAGCGGCACUGGAUGAGCAGAGGAGAAAGGAUGAAGAAUUGCGGAUGAAAUUAGAGGAGGAGCAGGAGCUUGAGAGACAACUGGCUGCAAAAGAGGCUUCUCUUCCAGAGGAACCAUCAUCUGAUAGUGAGAAUGUAGUCACUCUUCUUGUUAGAAUGCCCGAUGGAAGUCGACGAGGCCGCCGAUUUCUCAAGUCUGAUAAAUUGCAGUCUCUCUUUGACUUCAUUGAUGUUGGGAAAGCCGUCAAACCUGGAAUUUAUCGAGUGGUAAGGCCAUACCCUCGCCAAGCAUUCAGCAAUGAGGAGAGCAGCUUAAGCUUUAGCGAUCUCGGCUUAACAAGCAAACAGGAAGCGUUGUUCUUAGAGUUAAUUUAAAGAUGACACCACAGAACUUGUAGAGAAAUUCAAAUGUUUUUAUCCACUCGGUAAUUUGUAGAAAUAUAUGAUCUUCAUGCACAUGGAAGUUGGAUCAUCUGACUGCCAAUUAUAAGUACAAGUAACUCCCAUGUGUUAGGAGGAGUGGAAAUGGAAAAACACGGUCAGGGCAGCGUUUCAUUGCCCCGGUUGAUGAAUUUGUUCAUUUGGAUGAUUGAUUGUUUAUCUGUUUAUGUUUCUUGCUGCAUACUGUGUUGCACAGCUUUGCACAACAGAAAGGAAUAUAGGAAGUUUUGUGAUCAACUUUGUUGCCAUCUUUGAUGGCAUUAGAUACCUUAUUGAGCAUAACCGAUCAGGUAUUGGCCUCAUAACAAAAGUCCGAUUUUCCUUGAA
Messenger RNA from Amaranthus tricolor (Joseph's coat), 2418 nucleotides. RefSeq names its product plant UBX domain-containing protein 8-like. The transcript is spliced from 11 exons. Bases 268 to 2025 code for a protein of 585 amino acids. The record is from RefSeq and is a predicted model, not a curated record. Lineage: Eukaryota; Viridiplantae; Streptophyta; Magnoliopsida; Caryophyllales; Amaranthaceae. Gene Ontology annotation, molecular function: ubiquitin binding.